This is a messenger RNA of Prorocentrum cordatum, 724 nucleotides long. The record is from the annotation of a GenBank genome assembly. Lineage: Eukaryota; Dinophyceae; Prorocentrales; Prorocentraceae.
AUCAACCACGAGCGAUCCACGGAGGAGCUCAAGCUGCUGCUGGAGAGGCGGGACGAGACGGUGGCGGAGCUCCGCCAGAGGCUCGCCACGUUCGAGCUGCUGCUGGGCAGGGCCGCCGCCGGGGCGGCGCCCGGCGGCCCCCCCGCGAUGGCCGCGGACGGACGAGAUCAUGGGCCGCGUGCAGGAACUGGCGGAGGAGCUCCAUGGCGAGAGGGCGAGGGUGUCCGAGCUCACCAGGGAGAACCAGGAGCUCGCCGCGGCCCUGGCCCUGAGGGAGCAGCAGGCCCAGCGCCUGAGCGCCAGCGCCAGCGGCCGUCGAGGGCCCGGGCCCGACGGGGCGCAGGACCCGGACUGCGCGUGGGCUGCCUGUCGACCGGUUCCCAGUGCCACCCCGCCAGUCGGCGGCGGCGCCGGCGACUCGGACAGCGCGCGGAUGGAGCACAUGAGGCGCAGUGCUUCGCAGGCGAAGCAGAGGAUGGAGCAGCUCAUGCUGCUUUACCACGACCAGGUGAAGCUGGACUCUGCCCUGCGGGUGGAACAGGCAGAGAUCGACAUGAAGAUGCAGAAGAAGGACCAGAGGAUCGGCCAGCUCGAGAGGAACCUCCGCGACAUGAGCCGCAAGUACGAGAAGCUCCUGGCCCACCACGCCGAGGCCCUCGUCCUGAGCCGGGGCGACUCCGCGGGCUUCGACCCAGCGGCUGGCGGCGGUGGCGGCCCGCCCUGA